Frankliniella occidentalis (western flower thrips) is the source of this 884-nucleotide messenger RNA. RefSeq names its product neuropeptide SIFamide (gene SIFa). Bases 138 to 371 code for a protein of 77 amino acids. The transcript is spliced from 4 exons. NCBI's taxonomy places the organism in Eukaryota, Metazoa, Arthropoda, Insecta, Thysanoptera, Thripidae. The record is from RefSeq and is a predicted model, not a curated record.
CUCGCUAGGGGUGGCUCUCUAUAUAAACAGCGCCGAGAGCAAGGCAAACACACAGUCCGCUGGCAACAAGUGCUGCUCGCCCCAGCCUUCUCCGCUCUCCCCCACGCAGCAGCCCGCCGCCCCAAGUGACCAUCAGAAUGCAGGUCCGCGCCCUCGUCGCCGUCUUCCUCCUGACCGCCCUGGUGCUGCUGGCCGGCCCCGCCGCCGCCACCUUCCGCAAGCCGCCCUUCAACGGCAGCAUCUUCGGCAAGCGCGGCACGCCGGACCAGGUCCGGUCCAUGGCGGAAGUGGAUACCACGGCCAACACGAUGAACGCACUGUGCGCGGUCGCCACGGAGGCCUGCAACGCCUGGUACUCGGCCGAUAACUAAAUUCCAGGGUUCGUCACCUCGCCCGAGACGCAUCCUCUGUACGUGGACGACAUCAUGGGAUCGACGCGGCCGUCCUCCCCGCGGAGGGUCCCGGCCGCCAGCAAUAUUCCGCGGCCCUUUUUUACUUCAUUUCUGAUUUUCAACACCGCCGAGAGGGAAUAAUAGAAUCAUCAUUAGAAAAGAUAUGACCCAUAUGUUGUUUGGUUCUGUCUAUAGGUCCACAGACCCACAACCGUCACUAGUUGUUUAGACAUCCUCUGAUACGUUAUUCAGUUAUUUUACUGUAGAAAACGCACCAAACCUGUGAAGGGGGUGAGCCGCGAAGGUGGUCCAGAGCGUGGAAAAAUAUGGACCUCUGUCGAGCACGUUCAUGAACGGACUAAAAUGUCGAAGUGAAAUAAGAAAAACUGCCCCUGGCCAUCUUCACGCGACCGUUUCCUGUAUGCUUGUAGCUAUGUUUAUCAACUGCUUAAAAUUCAAUUCAAUAAAAUGAGACUUUAGAGAUCCCUCUAA